Molecule: messenger RNA, 1189 nt
Organism: Lucilia sericata (common green bottle fly)
Lineage: Eukaryota; Metazoa; Arthropoda; Insecta; Diptera; Calliphoridae
Product: zinc finger protein 287
Exons: 4
Coding region: 179-1171 (330 amino acids)
Source: RefSeq, a predicted model, not a curated record
UUUUUUUUAGUUUCAUUGAAAAUAGCGAAAAACUUUUGAACAAAUAGAAGGCUUUGAAAUUUCACAAAUUGUUGAAAAAUAAUUUAAAUUAUUUCCAAAUAAAAAAAAGUUGCAAAAAAAGACAGAAGUGGAAAGAAAAACAAAGUUGUUUUUGAAUUUUAUUAUAAAAAAUUGUUGAAUGUGCCUGAAAAUAGUGAAAAAAAAACCCACAAAAUUAACCAUGGUACGCAGUAUAUUUUCCCAGCGUUAUAAUUAUGCUAAAAUACGAGCAAAUGAAGCAUUGGAUGAUGUUUUUCGCCGCAUAGCAAUAUUUCCCAAAAUAACCAAACUGCCACGUUUGAAGCGCACUUACUACAUAGCUACACCCAAGCCCAUGAAUGAGAAAAAGAAAACGAAAAGCAAAAUUAAGGAGAAAAAGUUAUUGAGGUCUUCGGAAUGGUAUGACAGUGAUUCAAUACCCAUGAUUACCAGACUAGAAAUGGAAAUGAUAUUGGAUAUGCCGCUAAUGGAACGUCAUACGGGAGAAAAUUCCAAAGGUACUUUUAGUCAUGUCUAUUGGAAAACCAGCGAAGAGGAGAAUAUAGAAAGUGAAGCUAAAACAAAAUUAGAUAAUGAUGACAAAAAUACUAAGGAAGCAACCAGUGCUGAAACAAAGCCCAUAAAUAAUGAGUUAAAUAUUGAAAAAAAUUUAAACGAAAUUCCCCAAAAUUCUACACAAAUUCCCAUUAAAUUUGCCAUGACACCACAACCCGUAAUUUUAACUGCCACCUCUACAGCUGUAACGCAUGCUCCAUCUACUUCUGCCAACAACAACAAAGAACUAGCCGAUUUUGAAUUUGUAGUACCCGAACUUAAUAAACGAAGACGUGGCAAACAUUUGGAGAAAAGCUAUGAGUGUGAACAGUGUCACAAAAAAUUCGAUCGUCCCUGGGUUUUACACGGUCACAUGCGUUUACAUACGGGAGAAAAACCUUUUGUUUGUCCCAUACAAACUUGUCAAAAGAAAUUUGCCGAUAGAUCUAAUUUAAGAGCUCAUCAACGCACUAAAGGUCAUCAUAAUUGGAAUUAUCAGUGUCCUCAGUGUACAAAAGCUUUUAGCCAGGAAAACUACUUGAGUCGCCAUAGUUUGGAGGCUUGUCGUAAAUUUUUAGCUGCUCAUAAAAAUGUUUAAAUACAUGUUAUAUCUACU